UACCAUCUGACCUUACCAGCCUGGAGCCUACCCUGCACAACACUGAGGAUUUCCAACAGAUAAGAAAUAUACAAGAGUUUUGGAAAUAUGAAGCUUAGCAGUAGUAUGUCCAAAGCCAUGAUGAGCAGGAAAAGAUGUAUUUACCGAUCUCGAAGGAUUUAUACUUGACAUACCCGGUACUGUAAUUGCCAAAACUGCCGCCGGGGUGUACUGCCGUAUUUGCCGCGCGUCUUUCCUCUUCACCAUCUCCUGGUAUGCCAAUAGUAAUACUGGCGUGCUAGCUGCCAUGCGAGGAUAUCACAUUCAAAUUAUCGUGAAAGAACACUCGCUUGACCCCGCUAUUCCCCCAUCUUUCUUUCAGCGUCUUCCUUCUCACAAACCCCUUUCGACUACCCGUCGUAACGCUACGUUCAACCCUUGGAAUAAGGAUUACCGGUUCGGACCCAUACGUUUAGAUUGGUCGGACAGAAUGGGUAUAUCUACCACGAACGCUGUAGGGAAAGAAAAAGCAUAUAGUCACGAACCGGAGGUAGCAACGUUCGUACCCAGUAAUACUCAACUAGUAACUGGGUCCACCAAUUUAUCGGAAGGGAUAGUUCAUGUCUUCCGGGAGUCUACCAAACAACCCGACGAACAGGAUACGCCCACCUUUACCAACACAAAUGCUGACACAGAUGAGAUCAUGCUCGGCGUAUUGGCUGUACCAUCGUGGAUGACUCCAUCUGAUUUCCUGGCUUUUGUAGCCCCUGCCGCUGAAAGUAUAUCUCACUUGCGUAUGAUUCGGGAUUCUGCUCCAAAUCGCUCGAUAGUCAUCAUCAAAUUUCUUAAACGGGAGGAUGCCACCGAAUUUAUUGAGGCAUAUAACGGCAAGCCAUUCAACUCGAUGGAGCCAGAAAUAUGCCAUGUUGUUCAUGUUUUGUCCGUGAACAUAAAGAUGGAUGACCAUGUAUCGCAUUCAAUAUCACGUCUUACCUCUGGUCCGGGGUCAUCAUAUGAACUACCUACAUGUCCUGUCUGUUUGGAGCGAAUGGACUCCGCAGUUACCGGAUUGAUUACUGUUCCAUGUUCUCACACAUUCCACUGUAUGUGUUUGAGUAAGUGGGGUGACAGCAGGUGCCCGGUAUGCCGAUACUCUCAGACGCUUCUUACGUCCCAUCCGACGUCUUCCUCUUCUACCCGUUCCAUUCCCUUUGCAAAUCCUUCUACAUAUUCUCUGUCAUCAUGUUCCUCUUGCUCAUCUACCGCCAACCUCUGGAUUUGUCUUAUAUGCGGCAAUAUUGGCUGUGGUAGAUAUGGUCGUGCCCAUGCUCAGGAACAUUAUCAGUUGACGACACAUCUCUACUCAUUGGAACUGGAAACACAACGUGUCUGGGAUUAUGCUGGAGACGGAUACGUUCACCGUCUCAUCCAAAACAAAGCUGAUGGGAAGCUAGUAGAGCUUCCUAGCGCGGCCUCGUCCAUGGGCACGAGCCCCAGAGAAGGUGGUUUGGGACCGAGCCCCGCUGACGCGCUCAGUGCCGAAAAGAUAGAAGCCAUCGGAAUCGAGUACUCCUACCUGUUGACCUCUCAGUUGGAUUCCCAAAGGUCCUACUACGAGGACCAGACCGCAGAGCUCAAAACCCAAGUCAAUGAUCUGAAACAGAUGGUAUCGAAGCUCUCCGCAGAUUUUGAGAAAGCUCAGGUGGACCUGAGGGAGCGGGAGCAACGAAUGAUGCAAGAAGAGGAAGCCCGUGCAGCAGAAUUGAUCAAAGACAAAACUAAGGCUGAGAGUAGAGCCGACACGAUGGGCCAGUUGGCGAAGAGGUUGAAGAAAGAACUGGAUGAGGAAAGGGCAGUGAGCGAAGGCUUGAUGAAGAAUCUGGGGAAAAUGAAGGAGAAGGUGGAAGUUGGGAACACCCAGUCGAUGGAGGCUCAAGCCAAAAUCAGGGAUUUGGAGGAUCAGCUUCGCGAUGUGAUGUUUUAUCUGGAGGCUAAGACUCACAUCGAGAGUGGAGAUGGCAUUGCCGGAGAGGCUCUGGGUGGAACCAUUCAGGUUCCCUCGCUACAAACUACCAAGAAGAAGUCCCGUAAAGGAUGACAUUGCUAUAUUUGUGAUUAAGCCCGCUGGUAGAGUCCAGUGUUCGAAAUUCAAGAUGCAGUAUAACAAGUAGCUUUUAUAUCAUAUGUACUAUGCAUAGUGUGCAUAAUGUAAUUUUAGGCUCUAGACAGGCUGCAGAAACUCGACAAUCAAGG
Guyanagaster necrorhizus is the source of this 2232-nucleotide messenger RNA. RefSeq names its product zf-UBP-domain-containing protein. The record is from RefSeq and is a predicted model, not a curated record. The transcript is spliced from 7 exons. Gene Ontology annotation, biological process: Ras protein signal transduction; protein ubiquitination. Gene Ontology annotation, cellular component: cytoplasm. The coding region runs from base 287 to 2077 and encodes 596 amino acids. Lineage: Eukaryota; Fungi; Basidiomycota; Agaricomycetes; Agaricales; Physalacriaceae. Gene Ontology annotation, molecular function: zinc ion binding; nucleic acid binding; ubiquitin protein ligase activity.